UCUCAGAUAAGGUGAGUCUAUAGUUGCGUGUGUCUUGCAAGGAUUCUUCAGUCGAUGAUACAUCUGCAGAACUUUGCGUAUACGAACAAACCGACGAGCAGCAUUCUAAGGAAACACUCCGAUAUGAAGUUGCUUGGUGCUGCCCUGCUUGGGUUGAUGGCUGUAACUGUACAAGCAGCUUUUGUAGAGAUUCAUCCCUCUAGAAUGAGGAGAGCUGUUUCUGUUGAUUCUGGCCGCCUGGAUGAGAUUGAAGAAAAAUUGGACACGCUUAUAGAAGAUGGCAGGACUAAUGAGUUAGAAGAAACAGUAGAGGUGAUAUCUCGACAGUUAAUUAUGCAACAGCUGUUCAUAGAAGAACGCAUACGUAGUUCAGGCCAGUCUGGUAUAAAGAAGGUGAGGAAUUUUGAAUCUGGCUUCAAAUCGUACCAUAAGAGGUCAUAUGGAGGAGUUGGCGUUGCAUCAAUGCAUCAACACAAUAAUAACGACCGCACGUGUGGACUUGGAGAAUUUACAGCAGUUCUCAAUGGCGUUGAAUUCCGUACUCGACACAACGACUACAGGCUUAAUAUGCCAAGCGAAACAAGCACAGAAUUCCACAUAGUACAGGAGGUGCCUUUCCCUGAUGUUCCUCAAGCUGUCUUAGACCAACCUACAGUUGAUGGGCAAAUCUUAGAGAUGCGUGAAUGGUUCAAGGCGUGGAGGGACGGUGAUGCCAGUGUUCGGAACUAUACGAGGCAUUUCAAACCCGCCCUCUGCUACUUAGAAGGCGCCUGGUUGGAUCCCAAGGAGAGCAUUGAGUCAUUCUUUAGCGACAGACAUUUCCUAGAUGCUACUAGUAUGUUUGACCUCCAAGAAAAGAUAAGGUUUACGUCAUACAGUGGCUCCAAAUCAAGACUAGAAAACCUGGCAUUCCUUCCUGUCUCCAUCAUAGGAGUAAAUAAUGCAAGUAAACCAGAAUUUGCCCAGUGGAACUAUCGCAUCCUGUGUCAUCCAGUUCAGAGAGAUAUACCAUUAGACAGAUUUCGACUUGUUGAUGACUUUAUGUUCCGAAUGAGGAGAAACUCACCAAUCGAUCAAUUUGAGCACACAAGGAACGCAAGGUACAGAUUGAAUACUCGAGAUACCUCUACAUACUACAAAAACCCACAAUCUGCCCCUACAUUGCUCGAUGAAAUAAUGACCGAAAUACCUGGAAAAGAUAACUAUGCUGGUUUUCUGACAGAUAAAACUGUAGACGGUGAAACCAUUGUUGAUAUUGAGACAAAAGAACCACUGAACGCUGCAUAUUAUCAUAGAUUUUUCAGCACAGAUUCUGUUGAUGCAAUGGGUCGCAGCAUUCUCCGCAGGGCAUAUUCUGAUGAUGCUGUAUUCAUGGCGAAAACCUCUCAGCCAAACGUUCGUGAAAUGGCUUUGGAAACAUGUGAUAAAGAGGCUGCCGACUAUGAUGCCGAAAGAUGUGUUCUCAAAUCACGCAUGACCUUUGCUGUUCCUCUUGAAAUUGUCUGGUUGACACCACUAAGCAAGUGGAACCCAUAUAACCUUGUCUACAAAGGUAACACAUUUGAUACCGAUAAUCCCGACAGUAGUUUCGUAGACGCAAAUGGACGCAAUGGGGGAUUCGAAACAGAUACAGCGUUUAACGGCACGAAUCAUAGGCUUUACUAUCAGACCCCAAUAGAGUUUUUCACUGGAGCAGUGGGCGAAGGUGAUGCUGCUGAUACCGCGGAAGACGCAGUCGGAGUGCUCGACCAAGGAGGAAAUGUUCGUGAAGUAGCUGCAUCGGGAACAUACAUACUUCUUCCUGAUAUUCCCAGCGUCGGCAUCUUGAGGCAACGCUAUCCGAUUAUGCCAAUUCACGAAGAGGGGAACACAGUUUACCAAGAAAUGGAGGCAAUUCGUGACUUAGUCCACGAAAGCACAAAAUACCAGUCCAUGUACAGGGAGAUGCCAGAUUUUGCAAACAUUGAUCCGGUUACACCAGGGCCGUUCCAAGCUGUCACUCUCGAGACUGGUGUAUCCACCUAUGGGCCUCACACUCACUUGGUUGAGCUGACAGCGGAGGAUGUCGAGAUCCUCAAAAAUGGAGGCACAGUAGAUGUCACUACGAGCGUGAUUAACGCCCAUUCUCAUUUCCUUAAAGUAUCGUACUCAGUGGAUCUCGACCAAUACACUAUCUACAGCUGUGAUGGUAAUGUUUCAUGUGGAGAUGGUCAUCCAACGGUCCUUCACGUCCGAUCUAGAUAGGUUAUGUUUGUCGUUACUACUAGUACUAUGAUAAGUUUGAAAGGCCCAUUGGAAUGUUUAAACCAAGCUUGUUUUUUAGUUUUACCCAUUUCUCUCAACAUUUCUAAAAUGUGAAUAUUUUUUUGGUAGACGUAUUUGGCAGGAGCCAAAUAUUUAAAAAAUAAAUAUUUAUCAACUUCUUGUAGAAUCA
Molecule: messenger RNA, 2434 nt
Organism: Owenia fusiformis
Lineage: Eukaryota; Metazoa; Annelida; Polychaeta; Sabellida; Oweniidae
Source: the annotation of a GenBank genome assembly